This is a messenger RNA of Vicia villosa (hairy vetch), 765 nucleotides long. RefSeq lists its product as uncharacterized. The transcript has a single exon. Bases 1 to 765 code for a protein of 254 amino acids. NCBI's taxonomy places the organism in Eukaryota, Viridiplantae, Streptophyta, Magnoliopsida, Fabales, Fabaceae. The record is from RefSeq and is a predicted model, not a curated record.
AUGGGAUGGUGGUCGGAAAACUCGUGGCAUUGGAAGUUGGAGAACUCAAGGAAUGCACUGAAUGCUGAGGCUGCUGCAGAGGUGGAAGAGCUACAACAAAUUUUGACUAAAGUAGCUCCAAAAAGAUUUGUUCCGGAUGGAUUCUCCUGGCCGAUUGGUGGUGAAAGGGUAUAUGUUGUUAGAGAUUAUUACCGUAAAUUGAUUAUGGGAGUGGAUGUGAUGGAGGUUCAGGUAUGUGUAAAAGUUGCACUGAAAGUGCUGUGGCAUUCAUGGAUGCCUUCCAAGGUGAAAAUAUUCGGGUGGAGACUAUUGCAAGACAGAUUAGCAACACGUGAGCAGCUGGUCAAAAGAGGUAUUUUAGAGAAUGAUGAAAGGUGUUUCUGUGUGUUUGGUUGCUCGCAGGAGGGAGAUAUACGACAUCUCUUUCUAGACUGUGAUGUGGCUCGAAGGGUGUGGGAGAAGGUUGCGAAUUGGCUAGGCUUGGAUCAAGGGUAUGCUGGUGACUGUUGCAGUUAUUUAAAGCAGAUGGUAGAAAGGAUGAGUAAACUUUGUUCUGUAAGGAGAGCAGCAGUGAUAUGGAUGUGUACAUCAUGGUGUAUAUGGAAGCAGCGAAACGAUGUAAUAUUCGAGAAUGGGGUACGAGACAUUGAUGAAAUAUUCCAUAAUGUGCAGAUGUAUUCCUGGUGGUGGCUGAAUAUAGGCAACAAGCAGAAAGUUUUUUGUUCCUUCUAUGAAUGGAGACAUAGCCCAAUAAAUUUUAUGUAA